CUUCCUUCUUGAGCAAGUUGUAGUUGCUUGUAGUUGUUGGGGGAGCCCAGAGGCAAACUUUUCCUGCUCGACGCCCCUGGGUUUUUUUUUGCUUUUGUCGGGAAGGGGUUGAUCCAAGGAGCCCCUUUCCCCAAGAGCCACCGAUUAGGGUAGAUUUAGGGGUCCCACUCUCCUGCCCUCUCCUCCUCCUCCUCCUCCUGCCGGGAAAUGGAAGGAGGCACCGCGCAGGAAGAGCCGCUGGUCAGCUGCCCCGUUUGCCUAAUGGAGCUGCCCUCUGCGCGCAUCAACUCACAUCUGGACAGCUGCUUGCAGCUGCAGGGCGAAGGGGAAGACCUGUUCACCGCAGAGGUCGGAGGCAGGAGCCACAGCGCCCCCAAACCCCCAGCAGGAGCAGCGGCGGCGCCCCCAAACCCCCAGCAGCCCUCCUCGAAGAAAAUCCGGCUCUCCCGAUCUCCGGAGCGGAGAAACCAAGGAGAGGAGCAGCCGGGGAACGACCUCGGUUCUCCCCCGGUCUUCCCCCUUUUUCACCGGGGAAGGAAUCCCGGAGGGUCCCCAGCGGGGGCGCCCCGGGGUGCUGCUACCUCUCCAAACCCCGGGAAGGGGGAAGAGCGGCCGGGGGAGACUCCCGAGCGAGCCCCGGGUGCCUCGGAGCCUCCGUUGCGCGGGGAGAGCUUAGCCCAAAAACUGGAAGGGAAGCCUUUGGCGGAUAAGCUGCGGCCGAGCCACCUGGGGGAUUACGUGGGGCAGAACCGGGCGUUGGGGAAGGAGACUCUCUUGCGGUCCUUGCUGGAGGCUCACGAAGUCCCCUCGCUCAUUCUUUGGGGACCCCCAGGCUGUGGAAAGCAGGACACUUUCCUUCCUCACGUUGAGUGUGGAACCAUCACCUUGAUUGGGGCGACCACAGAAAACCCUUCCUUCCAGGUCAAUUCGGCACUGCUGAGUCGGUGCCGCGUUAUUGUUCUUGAGAAACUCUCCGUCGAAGCAGUGGAAGCUAUUCUGAUGCGAGCUGUCAAGUCCUUAGGGAUCCAGGUUCUGAGCCAAGACGAGGGACUCACCAGCUCUUUGAAUGCCAACCACAGCCAGGGCUCUGAGUAAGUAUGCCUUGUAGACUUGCAACGUGUUAACUUACACCACCGAAGGAAUCCGGUGACAGAUUGCCAAAGCAGAAGGCAGGAAGAACUUAUGGAGCGGAAAGGGGAGGGAGGGGGUGUUAAUGCUAAAACCAAAGUCUUUUAAUAGCAAAGGAAAGGGGUUGUGUUGAACACGGAGUAGUAGAC
Molecule: messenger RNA, 1277 nt
Organism: Thamnophis sirtalis
Lineage: Eukaryota; Metazoa; Chordata; Lepidosauria; Squamata; Natricidae
Source: RefSeq, a predicted model, not a curated record